This is a messenger RNA of Puntigrus tetrazona (Sumatra barb), 3984 nucleotides long. RefSeq names its product protein sprouty homolog 3. Gene Ontology annotation, cellular component: cytosol; membrane. Lineage: Eukaryota; Metazoa; Chordata; Actinopteri; Cypriniformes; Cyprinidae. Gene Ontology annotation, biological process: negative regulation of Ras protein signal transduction; negative regulation of fibroblast growth factor receptor signaling pathway; multicellular organism development. The transcript has 3 exons. The record is from RefSeq and is a predicted model, not a curated record. Bases 823 to 1668 code for a protein of 281 amino acids.
UAUACACACACACACAUGCUCUGGGAGUGAGUGGAUGAUCGCACGAGCAGGAAGCGCUGACCGUACACAGAUAGAGAGAGAAAAAGAGAGACAGGGAGUCUGAGAGAGACAAUCCAACAUUCACAUUUUCAGCUCAUACUAAUAGAAGACAAACUACAUAGCUCUUUCCACACUGUUAUGUGGAAGUACUUCUGAAAAGCAAAGCUCCUCUCCGUUACUUUGCCCCGGGGACAUUUUUGUUUCUUAUUCAAAUAAAUUGGGAUAUUCCGUGUGACAUGUUGCCCUCGUUUCCACAAGAAUCGUGUCUUUCUUCUGAGUGCUCUUUGAACGUGCAGUGCUCUAGCUGUUCCCUGAUAAAGGCUGUUGCUGUUCUUCAGAGGGAAUGACUGAGCGCUGAGGAACCAGGAUUGCUUGCACGUGUGGGACAGUUGUGAAGAAGCAUUGGGAGGAAGAAGAGAGAAAACUGCUCAAGAAAACAUAAAGGAAAGAAAGAAAACAAGAAACAAACAAACAUAAAAUACUGUUUUGGCGCAAAAUGGAUCUCCCUCCUUUUAGGGUGCUCUAAACUCAAGUCCUACUCUGACCCAGCCAAUGCACAGGGCUUCGGGCAUAAAGGCAUGGAAUUGAUUGUCCUCAAGGUCGGAGAUGUCAAUACUACCCAGUUUGUGCUGGCAGAGGCUGAUGGAGAGGUUGGAAGUUGAGUGCGAAAGGACAUGGGACAGCGCUGCACACAGCAGUCUACUGCAAAGUUUCUGUUUAUCCGAUGUACCGUGAUAUUGGUCAGCCUUGCAGCUCAGCCCCUAUCCUGGUGGCCCUAAAAGAAUGGAUCCAGUACCACCUUUUCGGAUGGACCCUGAAAGCCUGGAUCUUCAGCAGGUCCCUGUAUUGUCCAUUGACCAGAUCCGUGCUAUAAGGGCAAAUAAUGACUAUGUGGAUCGCCCUGUGGCACUGGAGCCUGCCUCUCAGGUUGCCUUUUAUCCACAUGAUGAACGGCAUCCUCAGAUGUCCCACAGUCAAAGUCAGCAUCAACAUUCCCACUUGGCCCACUUAAGUCGCUCUAGUACCGUGAGCUCCAUGUCCCGUGGCAGUGCUGCAUCGGACCAGAGACUUCUUGCAGGAUUAACGCCUUCUCAUUCUGGUCUAGCUGUGGUGAGGUCCCAGCCAAAGGGUGACUUGAAACCCGAGUCGUUGGGCAAAGGACUGACAGAUGAUGAGGACUUGGGUCUGCAUCUCUUCAUCUGUGAACGUUGUGGUCGCUGCAAGUGCCAGGAGUGCUGUGCCCCUCGUAAUUUGCCCUCCUGUUGGACCUGUGGCCAGCGCUGCUUGUGCUCUGCAGAAAACAUCUUGGAGUAUGGCACCUGUCUGUGCUGUGUGAAGGGUCUGUUUUACCACUGCUCGGCAGAUAAGGAGGACAACUGUGCCGACCGACCGUGUUCCUGCGCCCCAGCUCAUGCCUGCUCCCGCUGGAGUGCUAUGGCCUUCCUGGCACUCUGCCUGCCUUGCCUGUGCUGCUACCCUCCUGCCAAGCUGUGCCUCAGUCUGUGCCAGCGUGGCUAUGAUCGUGCCACCCGUCCCGGCUGCCGUUGCAGCAACACCAACGCUGUGUGCCGCAAGAUCUCUGCCACCAACCCUGUGCCCUUUCGUAAAACCCUGGAGAAGCCUGUAUGACAGCAUGAAUGAGCCUCUUGCAAUCCUCCCUUGAGGAGACACCUCUGAUGCUGAAGUAGCCGGGGAAUUCUGCUAAAUGAACUGACCUGCUCUAAACCAAUCAGGCAUCCCUGCAUCAUGUCCAUCAUCAUUUAUCCAACUUCACUCUUUUUUUAGUAAAUCCAUGUCUAUUUAUUUAUUUAUUAGAGCUCCAGGAUAGAGUUGGGUAAUGUGAACCGUAUGUAACAUACAAGGAGUAUGCUAUCAGAAUUAAUGCAGAGGCUGUACUGGGUAAAAGGAUCGCUUAGCCAGGGGAAGCUGUCAACAGGAAGUCAGCGCUGAGUGUGUCUUCUUCGGCCUUACUGAAAGAAAAAAACUGUAAGCAAGCUGGCUCACUCUAGACUCUACACAAAUACAGGGCACUGGUUAGGGAGAAGAGCCCAACCAAAAAAAAAAAAAAAAAAAUCUAACUGCGUAAGUCAAUUCUGUUUGACACCAAAAAUGGGACCAUACAAACAUCAGAAUAAGCUCACCUUGGAGAGAUGUGUUUCAAGAGAGGUGGCAAAGAGAGACAUUGUGUGCAUGAGUGUGUGGUGAGGAAGAAGAAGGAAAAAAAUUUGUUUGUAUGUGCAUGUGUGUAUGUGUGUGCAGUCUCAGGCCGGCAUCUGCUGUCAGCAGAAGCCUCUCUUUUUAUUUUUAGAGGAGCUACUCUGAAAGAUAAAGUGUCUGGUCAGGUUUCCAGCCCAGGGCAGCCUGACGCCAACCUCUCCCAAGCACUCUUACAUCCUCAACUCUCUUUUCCACUGCUGCCCAUUGUGCUUUCCAACUGCUCAACAACAGCGAUAGGAUCCUUGACUGUUUUUGCAUCCAACCAAGUUGUGAGACCAAACAUCAAAAGGGACUGUCUGUCCAACUUUGACAGUGCUCUCAGGAUGAGAUAGAAGCCAUUACUUUGAGAGCUCUUGGACAAAUUGACCAGACAAUCUGUAGGACCAUGCUUUAGGUUAACAUCAGAUCCGAGCAGUAACAGCAAAAUAAAGCCAUUGUGGUUCCCCAGUUAUGCCAUACAUGGGACAUUAGCAUCUUCUCUGGUUGGCCCUGAAUGAUUCACAGGAAAUAAGGUUAAUGGAGACUAUUGUGUCAUCUGACAGGAAGAAGGGAUUGUAUUGAGACAAGGGCUUAGUCACCUGGCCAGAACAAGGUAGAAUACAACACUUGGGAACAAGGUGAAACAGAUGCACUGACAUCUAAAACUGGGAAGCAAGUUGAAUGAAAUCUGUUUCAAGUGUGUGUGUUCUUGCCCAAUAAUAUGCACAUCUUUGUGAGUUCCUUUGCUAUAUUUUUGUAUGUACAUAGAAUUCUUAUUGUAUUUGUAUUUUUAUUCCAUUUGUUUUAAUCUGGUUAUUAUUACCAUUUUUUCUAUUACUGUUGGACAUUAACCUUGUCAGAUACCUGACUAAUUCUUAAGACUAACCAUAAGGCUGAUUUUGUAUUGUGGAGGAGAGGUCCCUUGUGCAUGGCACCAUGUUCCACUGCAGUACCAUAAAUUACCCUACAAAAUCAUCCUAAUAAUUCGGCUCUUUUUGGUUGCAUGUAUCUCAAUUAUAAUAAAUUGCUACAGAAAUAAUUAGUUCAAAACUGAUUUAAAUGUGGUGUUCAGACAAUAAACAUUGUGAAAUAUACCUUUCCACAAUUAAAUGACAUUACCAAGCUAUGCCAUACUGGUUUAGGUUUCAUACAAGCUUGAAGAGCCAAUCAUAUAUAUAUUUUUUUCUACCAAUACAAUAUUUAUUGGCAUGAGAGCAGAAAAUGUGCAUUACUAUCAGGCAAGCUUUCAUGGAUGAAAUAGUAAAAAGAUACCUCUCCUCCACAGUCGCAUCCCAAAAGAAUGGCUUCUCUAAGAAGGGUCCAUGAUGUGGGGUUUCAGUGUGUAGGUACAUACAAUUUACAAGAAUGCCUAACUGGUGCUGUCCACAGUCACUGAGUUAACCACUAAAAGUUCACCAUGUUGUAUUAGUAAGUAUUGCUUUGGUACAAUUGGCAUCUUGUAAGUUGUAAAAGAGUUAAAGAAGAAUAUAUAAACAUAUAUAUAUAUAAAUCUAUACAAAUGAAUAUAUUAUAUUAUAUAUAUAAAUAUAUACAUUUUACACUUUUUGCUGAUAUUAUCAUAAAGCCACAGAUAUUUAUUUAAAUGGUUGCAAGGAAAGCUAUGUAUUUAUUUCGGGUGAAUGAUAAAAGAAAUUAAAUGAAAAGACCCAUGAUGAUUUUAGUUUUUUCAGAGUGGACUGGUGGGUGUGGCCAUAAGGCCAUGGAUAAUAAAUAAAACAUUUUGAAAUA